AUGCAACGAAUUCAAAGUUGGUUCGACCAGCUGACUCUGGGCCGUCAGUCCCGUCGUAUUUCACGUCGUCGUCGCAAUCAUUCCCGUCAGCCCGACGAUCGAAAGGCUUCCUCGCCCUCCGUCAACCCCAUGUCCUCCAAACGUAGUGCUCAACCGACGCGGGCCGCUUCUCACAGUGUCGUCCGUCACUCGCGUGAUGAGUUGAAACCUCUGCCAGGUAAGUGACGUGACAUGUUCUCCAAAGAACACGGUCAAGUGCCAGAAAGCAUCCAAACAGUGUUUCCGUCUGUUCACAAGUUUGUUAACCUUCUCCGCCGGACUUUUGAUUCAGCACGUGAUCAGGCGCACUUAGUAAGCGCAAACAACGGCGGAAAAGUGAAAGAACACGCCGGGGGGUUAACAUAACUCUUCAUGAAAGUGAUUCCGGUGUUUGCAGUCUGCAUCGCGUUCCCACCGCCACCCACAUCGAUGCCGCCGCCGAUGCUCGCCACUUCUUCCAACAAUAACGGAUCGUUUCCACGGAGGAAUGUGAGUGGAGUAGACAAGAGAAAGCGAAGGGGUCAUCAUGCAUUUAUUCGGUGGAAAAGUUUCAACUGGUUGUAGGGCAAAGUUGUAAGAGGUCCAUGAAUAAUUCACUUGAUAGUGGCCCCGUUUUGUUGCCUUUCUUUCCCUUUUUUCCGCUCGGCGGUUUCGGUUUUGGGAAGAGGAAAAGGGAUUCUAAUUGAAUUAGGGAGCAUUAGGACACAAGAGAGUUUCACAAAGAGAAGUGAAAGUUUCAUUUCCUCCUGAGCAGUUGCAAGUUUUUGAUUGGAGAGAGAAAGUUUGUUCUCUUGGAAAAAAAGAUCAAUUGCAUAUUCAUGUGUCGUGUACGUAAUCCAUCCCCUUCGGCUCUUUUCCAUCUAAUUCCAUCACAGUGUCGGUCGCUGGUAACCCGAUUAUGUCUUCUUCUUCGUCUCCUUCUUCUGAAGACGUACCCAAAAACCGCAGAGAUGCGAGAGUCCGAUAUGUAAAUGCGUUACUUACUUUCUACCCUCUCUCCGAUUUUGUACUCAAUAAACAGAAAAUUGAGAGGUCGGAAGACGAAAUGACGAAGAUGAUCAUAACAAUAAACAGAUGGCAGAUGGCCUCAUGAUGUUUUUUUCAGCGCAUUCGCACCAAUCCGUGGAUCGGCGAGAGCAAGAUGUGGGAGAGCACGACGAGCAGCAUGGGAAGAUCGACGACGGCGUUUGUGAGUCCGACAGAUCAUGAGGGAAGCGAGCUAGUUGGUCGUGUUUCAGGAAUCUGGAAAGAGCAAGAACAAAAGGGCUCCGGCUCUUUGCGUCGUCAGCCCGGAUACCAGCAUGUGCAGUUCCGGAUACGCAUCUCACGAUUCCAGGUAACAUUUCUUCUGAGAAUCUCAUUUUGAUCUUAUGUGAUGUUCAAUUCGCAGAGGGGCAGAAUGUAAUCCUUGACAUUAAUUGUGCUGCACAAACAUUCAUUAUGUAAUUAUCGGGAGGAGAGCCCCUUCCAAGAGGCCAGCGGGUGUUGACUUACCAGCUAGCUGCGGUCUGGUAAUGUGAUCGACAGAUGACACCUAAAUGACACAAAUUAGCGAGAAGCCCCCCGCUUCUGCCGUCCUAAACGGAAACACGAUGUGUCAGCCGGGCGAACAUUGAUUUCGAAACACCCGCACUUCCUAUCUCCCCAACAUCACUCAUUCGAAUCGCAUGAAUCUAAGCCCAAAAAGAGAGCACUCGAGGGAAUCCCUCCAAGUUCAUAAACUCAUCGGAACGUCCGUCAGAAUGUCAUGCGCGAACGCGCCCUUCGAAGGCAUAUCUGUCGGCUUCAAUCUCUCGCCCAUUUAUCUUGAUUUUCGUAAUAAGUCGGCUUUCACUCGCAUCCAAACAAGCAUGCAAUUACACUAGUAAAGAGUACAACAAUCCGGGGGCCGACUGGGGGAAUGGCGUGGACACGUUCAUCAUCAGAAUGCCUAUUGUGGCGCAACAACUCGAGUACCCUCUUCAAAACGCUCAUUUUCCAGUCCCGACACUUCAAUGGUUUGGACGAAUUGCGGAGAGUGGCCAAAACACUACGACAAUGGAGCCAAUAUCUAUCACGAGCUGAUGGUGAGAACAGGGAAUGCCCCCGAGCCCGACGAACACGGACUUUCUUUCAGAGCUCCUCUUCUUAUCACUCGCUCCGUCCGACUCCAAGCCCCAAACAUGAACGGGCAGACUCUCCGAUCUACGCGGAGCCGUGGACUUCUGCCUGCGGACCGAUGGUUGUUCGGAACAGAACCUACCGUCCGGCGUCUCCAGUCUAUGCACAGCCCUUCUCGGAGCACUAUCAUCGGAUCUCGCCGCGAAGAAACUUAAAAGAAAUGACCGACGAUGAGCUCGCCAGAGACGAGUUCCUGCACGAGCUCGAUCAGCAGAUCCAUGAGCUGCAGGUAACUUGAGAACGGCCACAUCCUGCUAGUCAUGAGUCCUUCUAGAUGCGUUCCGAGGAACUCCGAGAGAUGGUGGACCGUGCUCGUCUGCAACGGAAAGAAUUCAUCAUCCCGAAGAUGGAGUGCACAUUCGAGUUGGCCAUCUAA
Molecule: messenger RNA, 2575 nt
Organism: Caenorhabditis sp. 36 PRJEB53466
Lineage: Eukaryota; Metazoa; Nematoda; Chromadorea; Rhabditida; Rhabditidae
Source: the annotation of a GenBank genome assembly